GCUUCUAAGGAUGCAAACUUAUAGUAACCUGAAUUCAGUACGAGAAAAUCGGAGUCAACUGAGACAUAAAGGGGAUGGCCAUCCCCGCCCUCCAAGGCUGGCACCCCGGCGAGGUCGCCAUCCAACGCCAACUGGGCUACGCGACCGCCGUAUCAUCUCAUUGGACUGCGGUCGAAAACCAACUUCGUGAACAACAUCAAAUAUUCCACACCUCGAAUUUGCCGUUCAUUGCACUCACGACUACCGAUGCUGAUGGACGGCCUUGGGGUGGAAUAGUUGCAGGAUCGACGGGAACUGUCGGAUUCGUAGACAGUCCAAGUUUAAAGUCGUUAGUUUUCCGACCACGAUUAUGGGAGGGCGAUCCAAUAUUACCGACCCUUCAGGGGUGGAAAUCACUGAAAGAUAUCACCAAUCACCAAAUGGAAGGCCGAAGAUCAGAAGAGACGUCACUGACGGCUGGGUUGGGUAUCGAAUUCCCGACGCGCAGAAGGAAUAAGUUUGCGGGGGAAAUUCACAUGGUAAAGGCGAUGUCGCACUAUGAUUAUAUAUUUGAAGUUGAGAUUACUGAGGCGUUGGGCAAUUGUCCAAAGUAUAUAAAUGUGCGUCAACUUGACCCAUUCCCGUGGGCGAAACCACACCUCGUUUACCAAUCACUGCAUAUGGCACCGACGGAGAAGCUACCCCCUGAAGUGAUUGAUAUGAUAGAAUCCGCCGACACGGUCUUUGUGGCAACAAUCCACAGACCUGACCCUACCUCCGCAGCCAUGUUUCCCUCACAUGCGGGCAUGAACUCUCGUGGCGGCUUUCCAGGGUUUCUACGGGUGAGGCCGUCUGACCGACGAAGCGUUGUCCUGCCUGAUUAUUCUGGAAACAGAUUCAUGAAUAGUCUUGGCAAUAUCGAGUCAAGCGGGUUGGCAGGCUUUACGAUCAUUUCGUUCACAACCGGCGACAUCUUGUACUUGACCGGUACAGCAAGAAAUUACGUUGGACCAUCUGCUCUCGAGAUCAUGUCUAGACAUGCAGCAAUUACCGUUCUUAGCACUACGGGAUUUACGCUGGUUCGGAAUGCGCUUCCCGUGAGACAGCGCAAAGGGUCGGAAGUUGGACGGAGCCCCUACACUCCGAAAGUUAAGUAUCUGGUCGAAGAAGGGCAAGCGGACGCUGGUGGGGCACAAGGCCACAAGGCUAUGCUCCAAAAGGGAAUGCAACUGUCUGAUGACCUGGCUAUCUUCAGGUUUGAGGUAAUCUCGAAGGGGGACGUUCGGCCGUUAAGGAUCCGACCUGGUCAAGCUAUAGUGCUAGACUUUAUGGAUUGGAUAGGUCCACCACCGUACCAGCAUAUGGCAGAUUCAGCACCCGGGUCGAUAAACGAUGAUCGUGUGCGAACUUGGACAGUAUCUAGCGCACACGAAGAUAGUGAUGUCGCAUGGUUUGAGAUAACAAUGCGGGAGAUGAAGGGUGGCGUCGUGACAAAAGCCUUGUUUGAUGUGCUCAGGCUUUCGCCGCCAAAUAGAUGGGAUCAUCCUAUUUUUCUGGAAGGGGAGGUCGUCACAGAAAUUGUAGGCGUUACUGGGGAGUUUACAUUGAAUAAACGAGAGGUCAAUCUGCUGCUAAUUGCAGGAGGGAUCGGAAUUAC
Molecule: messenger RNA, 1636 nt
Organism: Aspergillus vadensis CBS 113365
Lineage: Eukaryota; Fungi; Ascomycota; Eurotiomycetes; Eurotiales; Aspergillaceae
Product: putative oxidoreductase, FAD-binding
Exons: 2
Source: RefSeq, a predicted model, not a curated record